AUGUCCAACCCAUUGGUCGACAGAAUCCUAGGCAAUCCGUUGACUUUUGUCACGGCCAAAGCUCCCGAAAAAGAAACCGCCGCAGAAAAACACCCAUCCUAUAUUGUCCUCGGUAAUGACGCUCCUCAGGCAUCGCAGAAGGACGAGUCCACGCUUUUGAAACCUAAAAAACAGCCGCUCAAGAAACUCCAGCCUCGGUCCAUGGCUGAUGCUAUUGCUGCUUAUACGGGUAAAAAAUAUAUGACCAAGGCUGAACGCAAGAGAAGCACGCCUAAGCCUGUGGAGAGCGAUGAAGGUGAGCCUGUGGAGCCCGAGAAGAGUAGUAAUGUUGAUGUGAGUGAAGAGGAGGAGGAAGAAGGUUCUGACUCUGAAUCACAGUAUGAGCUGGCGUCUGAGUUCCAGACUGACUCGUCGUUCCAUGGGUUUCGUAGUUCCAGUGAAGAGGAGUCCAAGUCAGAGACUGCUGAUGCUGAGGCUAAGGAAGAGACGUCUAGUGAUAACGAUAACGUUUUGGUUGACGAAGAGGAUGAGCUGGACGAUGAGUCGUACGAUGGAGACGCUGCCGAGGUUGAAGAUAGCGAUGAGGAUGACGAUGACGAUGAGGAGGAGGAUGAACCUGAAGGUGACUUAGAAGAAGAGGACGCUUCAGACGAGUCCAACGCCGAGGAAGACGCUCUGGAGGUGAAUGACGCUUCCAGCAACGGCUCCGUGGUCAAGGAAGACAUGCAUCAGCUUAGAAGAGACUUGCUUGAUGACGCUAAGAAGACUACGCCUCCUACAUCGCCAGAAACCGCUGCUGAACCUAAAGACUCGGAAUCCAAGCCAAAGCCUGUCACGUUGGCUAAACACCCCAAGGGACACUAUAACAUCACAGAAACAGCCGUUGACCGUGGCCAGAACGGUUCCCAGAGAAUAAUAAAGAACUGGACAAAGAAGUUUCAAGGGAAGCAUCCUGUGGGUCUCCUUAACUUUGGCGUCACCUGCUACAUGAAUUCGGCCAUCCAGCUGAUGGUACACAUUCCUGCUGUUCAGCACUACCUCCUAGAAGUGCUUGAAGGUAAACACGAGCUUCCUGCUAAGAGCGUAACGCAUACUGUGGCGGAACUCUCAAGCAGAAUGUGGGGUUUCUCUUCGGGUCACGGAAAGGGGCCACGUAAGUUUGUCAACCCAAAGAAAGUCAUUCAGAGGCUUUUCGAUAUCAAUUGCAUGAUGAGUGAAUGGCAGCAAGAGGACUCUCAUGAGUACUUCAUGAGUUUGAUGUCCCGCUUCCAAGAAGACUCUACGCCUAAGGGCAAAAAAUUAAACGAAAGCAUCAUCUACGAUAUCUUUGGUGGUCUAUUACAGCAGGAAGUGACUUGUCGUGAAUGCAACACCGUCAGCACAACGAAGCAAGAGUUUUAUGACUUGUCGCUCGGGCUCAAUAAGAAAAGACGCAGCUCUGAAACGGAAGAAAUCCCUUGUGGCCGCUACUCCAUCGAGAAGAGUAUCAACGACUAUUUCUCCACGGAAACGAUUAAAAAAGAUAAAGUGGACGAGAGUUCAGGCUACCACUGUGAAAAAUGCAAAAAGCGUACUGUGGCAUCUAAAAAAUCCAUGAUCGAACGCAGUCCAGAAACACUCAUGGUCCAUUUAAAGAGAUUUAAGUUCAACGGCAGUUCGUCCUCCAAGGUGAAACAAGCCAUCGUAUACCCCGGGUUUCUAGACUUGGCCCCAUACACCAUGACGCAAGAGUCAACCAAGUAUCAGCUCAUUUCGGUCAUUGUUCACGAGGGCAGGUCGAUUCUGUCCGGACACUAUAUUUGCCAUUGCCUUCAGCCAGAUGGCUCGUGGUCAACGUACGACGACGAGUACAUCAACAAAACAGACGAGAGGAAGGCCAUGAGCGAUCCUUCAGCAUACUGUUUAAUUUACACGAAACUCACGCCGAAGGGCGAGAGUACAUCUAAUGGCGAGGUAAGCAGGAAGAGAAAGAGAGAUAGAGGCGGAUCUGUGGCUAAGAAAGCCAAACAUUAG
Molecule: messenger RNA, 2013 nt
Organism: Candidozyma haemuli
Lineage: Eukaryota; Fungi; Ascomycota; Pichiomycetes; Serinales; Metschnikowiaceae
Gene: DOT4
Product: ubiquitin-specific protease
Exons: 1
Coding region: 1-2013 (670 amino acids)
Cellular component (GO): cytosol; nucleus
Molecular function (GO): cysteine-type deubiquitinase activity; cysteine-type endopeptidase activity
Source: RefSeq, a predicted model, not a curated record